AGAUUAGUUCGAAUAUUAAAUCCAGAAAUUAUGAAUGAUGUCAAACGAAAACCUGUAAGAGCUGUUAUGCGUUUAAUCAUUUUAACCUUACAGGAUUUAAUUUCUAAUAAUGCAAUUAAAA
Dentiscutata heterogama is the source of this 121-nucleotide messenger RNA. The record is from the annotation of a GenBank genome assembly. NCBI's taxonomy places the organism in Eukaryota, Fungi, Glomeromycota, Glomeromycetes, Diversisporales, Gigasporaceae.